Odobenus rosmarus divergens (Pacific walrus) is the source of this 1204-nucleotide messenger RNA. RefSeq names its product indoleamine 2,3-dioxygenase 1 (gene IDO1). The transcript has 10 exons. The record is from RefSeq and is a predicted model, not a curated record. Gene Ontology annotation, cellular component: cytoplasm. NCBI's taxonomy places the organism in Eukaryota, Metazoa, Chordata, Mammalia, Carnivora, Odobenidae. Gene Ontology annotation, molecular function: L-tryptophan 2,3-dioxygenase activity; heme binding; metal ion binding. Bases 23 to 1204 code for a protein of 393 amino acids. Gene Ontology annotation, biological process: 'de novo' NAD+ biosynthetic process from L-tryptophan.
ACCAAAGGAGGAAACUGCAAGGAUGGCACAUAAUAGACUUCUUAUGGAAAGUUCUCCGGAAAUUUUUGAAAAAUACCAUAUAGAUGAAGAGGUGGGCUUCGCUCUGCCAAAUCCACUGGAGGAGCUACCUCCGCCUUAUGAUGAAUGGAUUUGCAUCGCUAAAAAUCUGCCUGAACUGAUUGAGAAAAAUGAACUACGUAAAAAAGUUGACCAGUUAAAAAAUCACAGUAUUGAUGCCCUCAGAGAUCACAAGUCGCAGCGCCUUGCCCAUCUGGCCCUGGGGUAUAUCACCAUGGCAUACGUGUGGAAUCAAGGUGAUGGAGAUGUUCGAAAGGUCUUGCCAGAGAAUAUUGCUGUUCCUUACUGUAAACUCUCUGAGAAGCUGGGUCUGCCUCCUAUUCUGGUUUAUGCAGACUGUGUCUUGGCAAACUGGAAGAAAAAGGAUCCCAAUGGGCCUAUGACUUACGAGAACAUGGACAUUCUGUUCUGGUUUCCUGGUGGAGACUGCAGUAAAGGAUUUUUCCUGGUUUCACUGUUGGUGGAGAUAGCAGCUGCUUCUGCAAUCAAAGUAAUUCCUGAUUUAUUCAAGGCAGUUAAAAAUGAGGACCAGGAUACUUUGCAAAAAGCACUGUGUUAUAUAGCUUCUUGUCUGCGCCAAGCCCGUAAAGAGUUUGAACAAAUUAAUGAAUAUGUGGACCCCAGCACAUUUUACAAUGUUCUUCGCAUAUACUUGUCCGGAUGGAAAGGCAACUCCCAACUGCCAGAGGGUCUGAAGUAUGAAGGUUUCUGGGACACUCCAAAGGAGUUUGCGGGGGGCAGUGCAGCCCAAAGUAGCAUCUUUCAGUGCUUCGAUGUUCUGCUGGGCAUCCAGCAGAGUUCUGGUGAAGAAUUUGCUGCCAGAUUCCUCCAGGAAAUGAGAAAAUAUAUGCCACCGGCUCACCAGGAAUUUCUUCUCUUAUUAGAGUCAGGGCCCUCAGUCCGUAAAUUUGUUCUUUCAAAAGGUGAUGAUAAGCUGCAGGCAGAUUAUAAUGAGUGUGUGAAAGCUAUGGUCUCCCUGAGAAACUAUCAUCUGCAGAUAGUAACUAAGUACAUUGUGAUUCCUUCAAACCAGCAAGAAAGUAAAGGAACUGGAGGCACUAGUGUCAUGACUUUCCUGAAGAGUGUAAGAGGUACAACUGAGAACUUCCUGCUGAGAGAUAAUUAA